Molecule: messenger RNA, 750 nt
Organism: Acanthamoeba castellanii str. Neff
Lineage: Eukaryota; Discosea; Longamoebia; Acanthamoebidae
Exons: 1
Source: RefSeq, a predicted model, not a curated record
AUGACCUACGAGGUCCUGUGUCGCCUGGCCACUUUCACCGGCUCGCUGCCCGACGAACGGGUGCGCCCCGCCCCACCCCAUCCCACUCACCCCCCCCGGCUGCUGCCCCGCCACCUCCCAGGCCUCCCCUGCUCUGCUCACAUCGUUGCAUGUGCGCCGGUGGUGGUCGGCUGGCUGGACGACAGGGACUUUGGGAACAGCUACCCGUGGGUGCUGUCGCACGACUCGCCCGAGGGCGAGGAGGCCACGCGCGGGUACGACGACGUCAAGUACUUCCUGUGGGACACCCCGCCCUACGAGAACAUCGGCACGCUGGCCAUCGCCCGCAUCAACAAGUUCGUCGUCAACGGCCGCGACGAGACGGCCGGCGACUCAGCCGACGAUGACGAAGGUGGUGGCCAGGGCCAAGGUGACGACGAUGCGAAGCCGGCGAGUGUGGAGGAGAAUGAGGAGAUGGUCAAAGAGGCGGAGAAGCAGGGCAGGAACGUGCUGAUCAAGCUCAACGUGAAGAUCCGAACGAAGAGCCAGUUCUUCGGAGCGCCAACGGAGGCCACGGCAGACCGCCAACAGGAACAGCAGCAGGCAGGGGAGGAGAAAGAAGAAGGCGAGGCAGCGGCCGAAGCGCGCCGCAGCUGCGUACCGCGUCAGCUGCUGCUCCAGAAGCGCUACACGGACCCGUUCACGUACACGAGAGUGCAGGAGCUGCUCUACGACCUCAACGACAGCGUCAAGCGCGCCAAGUCCAGCGAC